Molecule: messenger RNA, 282 nt
Organism: Vicia faba (fava bean)
Lineage: Eukaryota; Viridiplantae; Streptophyta; Magnoliopsida; Fabales; Fabaceae
Source: the annotation of a GenBank genome assembly
AUGGGGAGCACAAGAAGUGAAUAUUGUGUCUUCAUGAACUAUGAUCGAGAAUACAAUCGACUUCAAAAUAAUCGAACUGAGAGAGGGGCAAUUGAGCUUGAUUUGUACCUUAGUAGAAAGCAUGAUGAGGUUUUAGCAAGAAGUUUAGAGGCAGGAAGCUACAACAAGAUAACAUCUUUGGCUAUUGUUGAUGCUUUCAUAGUGGAAAUCAGUGAGGAACAAGCUAAUGUGGUUAGAUCAGCAAAUGGAGUGAGAGUUGUGGAGAAAAAUGAAGUGGUAUAG